Molecule: messenger RNA, 3699 nt
Organism: Necator americanus (New World hookworm)
Lineage: Eukaryota; Metazoa; Nematoda; Chromadorea; Rhabditida; Ancylostomatidae
Exons: 30
Coding region: 1-3699 (1232 amino acids)
Biological process (GO): monoatomic cation transport
Cellular component (GO): membrane
Molecular function (GO): ATP binding; ATPase-coupled monoatomic cation transmembrane transporter activity; ATP hydrolysis activity
Source: RefSeq, a predicted model, not a curated record
AUGACCAACGAAUACAGGGACGAUCUUCGUCUCCUUGAUCUCAGCACACUUUCACCUCGUCCGCCGGCUACUUCAAAUGCAAGGCUUCCCACACCUCGUCAAGGUUCUAAUGCCGGAUCAUCUGUUUUUCCCAAGGACCAGUUACAAACUGUCGUCAUUAGUAUCAAAGGGAUGACAUGUCAUGCAUGUGUGAACAAUAUUCAAGACACAAUAAAAAGUCGCCCUGGUAUUCAUUCUUGUACAGUCUCUCUAGAAUCUGAACAAGGCGUUGUCGUAUUUAAUCCUUCCUUGUGGACAGCAGCUAAGGUAGCUGAAGCCAUCGAUGACAUGGGCUUUGAAUCCGAGGUCAAGAAUGAGGAAAAGGGUUGCCUUCAGCAAAGCGGUAGUCGACGGAGAGUCGUGAUUUCUAUCAAAGGCAUGGUCUGUCACGCCUGCGUAAACAAUAUACAAGAUACUAUUUCUCAACAGCCAGGAGUCUACUCAGUUGUAGUUUCUUUGGAGCGAGAAGAAGGUGUAAUUUAUUUCGACUCAUCUGUUCUGUCCGAUAGUCAAGUAGUUGAUGCUGUGGAUGAUAUGGGAUUUGAGGCCAAGUUGAUUAGUGCUGAAGCUGUCGUUGAACCAAACGUGUCCAAGAUCCCCUCAAGUCCUGCGAAAGAUUUCCUUGUUCGGUUUUCAAAACCUGACCGAAUAGAUGUAUCUCCUAAGAAAUCAAAGAUUCACCCUGAACUUGCAGUGGAAAAUCUCGAAAAAUGUACGUUAGCAGUUGAGGGAAUGACGUGUGCUUCAUGUGUGCAAUACAUUGAAAGAAAUAUUGGCAAAUUGAAAGGGGUCCAGUCAAUCGUAGUAGCAUUAAUAGCUGCGAAGGCUGAGAUUAACUACAAUCCAUCGCUGACCAGCGUGGAAAAGUUGUGUGCGGAAAUGGCAGCGUUAGGGUAUCGAGCGACUCUCAUCGACUCACCUGUUUCUGCAUUUAAUAAAAUUCACCUUAUAAUAGGCGGUUUGAACAGCGAGUCCGACGCGAACCGCAUUGAGUCUCAUGCGAUCUCAAAGACGGGUGUGGAAAGCUGUCACGUCUCACUUGCCACCUCAAUUGCGACUGUCGAAUUCACUCCUUCAGCUGUUGGUCCACGGGAUCUCAUUGCUGUUAUUGAGGGGCUUGGAUACACUGCUGAACUUGCUAGCAAAGAUGAUCAAGUGAGACGUUUGGAUCAUUCAGAAGAAGUGCGAAAAUGGAGAACCACGUUUCUUGUCAGCCUUAUUUUUGGUAUUCCGGUCAUGUUAAUUAUGGUUGUGUUCCACUGGAUUCUGCACACUCCUAUGCAUCCAGAAAAUCAGACACCUAUUCUCUCUCCAGCUCUUUCGCUGGACAACCUUCUUCUUCUACUGUUAUGCACCCCAGUUCAGGUGAUCGGCGGCCGCUAUUUUUAUGUGGCAUCGUGGAAAGCUCUACGUCAUGGGAGCACCAACAUGGACGUGCUCAUCGUUUUAGCCACCACAAUAGCAUUUACUUAUUCAAUUCUGGUUCUUAUAAUAGCUCUUGUCCUUAGGUGGCCAUCGAGUCCAAUGACAUUUUUCGAUGUUCCUCCAAUGCUAAUAGUGUUCAUUUCGUUAGGCAGAAUGCUGGAGCACAAAGCCAAGGGAAAAACGUCUGAAGCUCUAAGUCGCCUGAUGUCUUUGCAAGCAAAAGAGGCCACUCUUGUUACUAUGGACAGCGAAGGCCGCAUCACGUCUGAGAGAGCGAUCAACAUAGAGCUCGUGCAACGCAGCGAUUUGAUCAAGAUUGUACCCGGUGCCAAGGUUCCCGUCGAUGGUGUCGUAGUUGACGGAAAGAGUUCUGCUGAUGAGUCUUUUAUCACAGGAGAAUCUAUGCCCGUAGUUAAAAAGCCAGGUAGCAUGGUGAUUGGAGGUUCCGUCAAUCAAAAAGGAGUUUUAAUCGUUAAAGCAACGCAUGUUGGCCAGGAUUCGACCUUGUCGCAAAUCGUACGCCUUGUAGAAGAAGCACAAACGAAUAAGGCUCCAAUCCAGCAGAUGGCAGACCGCAUAGCGGGUUACUUUGUCCCAUGCGUGAUUUUCCUUGCGCUUCUUACUCUUUUUGCAUGGAUUGUUAUAGGAUACGUAUCAGAAAAAUAUGAAGAAAUGACACCAACAAGUCGUUUUGAAAGGGUCAUGAAAGUGGCCUUCGAAGCAGCAAUCACAGUGCUAGCUAUCGCUUGUCCGUGCAGCCUUGGCCUAGCUACACCCACGGCUGUAAUGGUUGGCACCGGAGUGGGAGCAAUCAAUGGGAUUCUUAUCAAGGGAGGGGAACCUUUAGAGACCGUUCACAAAGUUAGCACUGUGAUUUUUGACAAGACCGGCACGAUUACGGAAGGACGUCCGCGGGUGAUCUCCAUCCUCACCCUUCGGUCACCCUUGGAUCUGCCUCUGCAGACGUUAGCUUUAAUUUGCGGUUCCGCCGAAUCUCAGUCAGAGCAUCCCAUUGGAGCGGCUAUAACGAAUUUUGUCAAGGAGUGGCUUGGUGAUCCGACUUGGGCUGCAGUUUCUCGUUUUCAUGUUUCCGCUGGAAGCGGCGUCUCUUGCCAGAUAUCUGGAGUUCGAAAAUCAGUUGCAUCAUUAAAUGUGAAUGCUCCUGCUCUUUCCGAGGGAGAGGAAAUAGCCAUAUCCAACUCUAAAGUUCUGUAUAAGCAAGUAUCUUGCAUGCCAACCACACGAAACCAGAAAGAUCCGGAUGUAUUCGAAGUUGUGGUUGGAAGCGAGCGUAUGAUGCAAAAGUUCAACAUCCCCGUCGAUGAGGUCACCGCCGCAGCGUUGGCGGUUGAGCAACAAAAAGGUCACAUCUCAGUACUGUGUGCCGUCAACGGUGAAAUCGCUGCAAUCAUUUCGAUUGCGGACCAAAUAAAAAGGGAUGCACCUGUGGCCGUGUGGGCAUUGUGUCGAAUGGGAAUGCGCGUAGUGUUACUGACUGGAGACAACGCAAAGACAGCUGCAUCUACUGCAAAGCAGGUUGGAAUCGCUGAUGUGUUCUCUGAGGUUCUUCCUAACCAGAAACAGAUCAAAAUUCAACAACUACAGGAAGCAGGCGAGCGAGUGGCAAUGGUUGGUGACGGUGUGAAUGACUCACCGGCGCUCGCAUCUGCAGACGUUGGUAUCGCAAUAGCGGCUGGUAGCGACGUAGCGAUCGAAAGUGCUGGUAUUGUACUUGUUAGGAAUGACUUGAUUGACGUUGUUGGUGCUAUCCAAUUGUCCAAAAAGACGACAAGAAGAAUACGACUAAACUUUCUAUUCGCAAUUAUCUAUAAUGCGAUCGGAAUCCCAAUUGCUGCUGGAGUUUUUCGUCCAAUUGGGUUCAUGCUGCAACCAUGGAUGGCUGCUGCAGCCAUGGCGUUGAGCAGCGUUUCGGUUGUCACAUCUUCGCUUUUGCUGAAAACCUAUAGAAAGCCCACUUACGGAUCGUUGUACAGCACUGAAUACAAAAGACACGAAAAACUUCUCCAAUCAGGUCGAUUCGAGGUGCGAGUCCAUCGAGGGCUAGACGAUACUGGAGUGUUCCGUACCAGUUCGCGUUUGUCUGUAUUAUCGAGCAAGAUGAGUUCAAUUUUAGGAUCAACGACUAGUAUUAUUAGUGGAGCAGCGAAGAAAAGAGCGAGGCAGCAACUAUUGGACGGCGAUGGCAGCUCAGAUUCUGACGAUCUCGUUGUGUGA